Molecule: messenger RNA, 6484 nt
Organism: Paramecium sonneborni
Lineage: Eukaryota; Ciliophora; Oligohymenophorea; Peniculida; Parameciidae
Source: the annotation of a GenBank genome assembly
AUGUACAUAAUAGAUGGGAAAAUAAAUUCAAUUACAAUUAAUGUAUUUGAGAGUAAAUAUAUUAGAUGCCUCUGAAUUAUAAGGCCUAAUAACCAGAAAUGAUUGUUGAAGGCAUAGAUUUAUAAGUUUGCACAAUAUAAGAAGCAAACUUAUUUGUAUCAAAUAAAGACUAACAAACAUAAUAAGGUGUAGAGAAUUUAAAAUAACAUAAAUUAAAAAUUUGGGAGGAAUAGAUGGCAAAGUAUUUUGAAUAAUUAUCUCCUCCAAAUUGGAUUUAGAAAAUAGUUGAUGGCAUUUAUAAUAAUAUGUCUGUGUAAGUAAAAUCGUUUUUUUUACGAUUUUAUAAUUAUUCAAUUUUUGGUUGCGAAACUUAAUUAAAAAUUAGAGCUGAUAUAUAUAUAAAAGCCACAGAUAAACAAUUUUAAUAAAAAUUUAAUGGUGAUGUAAAUACUAUAUAUAAAUUGAUUGAAAUAAAAAAGUUAGGAGUAAUGUAUGUAAAAGCAUCUAAAAAAAAAGAAGAAUAAUAGUUAUUAAGUCCUAUUGACAUUUCAAUUAAAUUAGUAAUUAAUAAAAAUUAAGAUGAAUUGGGUAAACCAAUUUAAAAUUUAACAAUAAAUAUAGACACACCUAUUAUAUUUUAAUUAAAUAAGGAAUCAAAAAGUUAUUUAUUAAAAUUGAAUGAAGUACUUUAGAAUUUAGAGAUAGUUUAAGAUAAUUUUCAUUUUAGACCAAAAUGUGAAGUUAAAAAUAAUUAUGGAGAAUGGUGGAAAUAUUUGAUUAAUGCAGUUAUGUAAAAUUAAAAAAAUCAUAAAUUGGAUUUAGGAUAUUCAUCUAGAAGAUUAGUUUUAAUGAAAAGAUAUAUAGAGCUUUAUAAAAGGAAAUAAACAAUAAUUUUAGUACCUUGGUUAACAUGUUGGACAAUUUAGGAUGAAACUAAAUUUAAAAAGUGUGAAGAGUAAUUAUCUUUAAAAGAUUUAUUAAAAUAUCGAGAAUGGGCAUUUUAAGAAAUAAGAAUAGAAGCUAAGAGAUAUUAUCAUUCUACAAAAGAGGGAUAAAAUAAAUAAAAUUAAAAGCCAAUGUUAGAAAUAUGGACAAAUACUAUAAAUGAUUAAUAUGCUUUAAAAGAUUAAAAAAAAAGAGAUGAAGAACCUCCUAUUGAAUUGGAAGAGGAUGAGAAAAUUAAUUUAUAUGAAAUUCUUGAACGAGAUAAAACUUAAGUUCUUUCAAGUUAUUUAAAAGGUUAGAAUAAUGAUCCUGAUUAAAUAAAAACACAAAUAUAUGUUAGUGUUCAUUCAAUAUUUUUAAUUAUUUUAGAAAAUCGUCCAGCAAAUAUUGCAUAAUAUUGUCCUAAAAAUACAAAGAUUUUUUCUUUUUGUUAAUGUAAAAAAUGUAUUUAAUUAAUUAAAAAACCGUAAAUGAAUUAAUAGAAAACAUCAUCAUUUAAUUAAAAUAAUUCAAUAUCUGAAGUUGUUAAAUAAACUUAAAGAUAAAAUGAUGAUGGAUCUUUUCAUACUGCAAAAGAGAUUGAUAGUUUUUAUGAGGAAAUUGAAGAUUUAUAGAAGGAUGAUUUUUAAUUCUCUUAAGAUUUAAGUUAAGAUUAAAGAAAUAACAAUUCAUAAAUAAAAUAAAAUUAUGAUUCUAGUAGAACAAAUAAAUUAAUUUUGAUAAUUAGUUUAAUAGGUAUAAAGAUUCCAGUAUCUAUUUAUUAAAAUGGUAGACUUAAAACAAAUGAAAAUUCUACAAUAGUAAUUGGUGAUAUUAAAAUAUUUGCACCUGGUAUGGUUCCAAAAUUAUUGGAUUUUUAAAAUAAAUUUGAUGAAAAUAUAGAAAAAUAAUCUCCUUUAUUUAAAAAGAAAGAAAAAUCUUGGAAGCAAAAAAAUAAUGAAAAUAUAGAUUAAAAAUAAAUUAAUUAUUCUAGAGUUAGAAUUAAAAAAUUUGUUAAUGAUAUUUUUGAAGCUACUGUUAGAAAAGAUUCAUCAUUUUUUUAAGGUAGUGAUAUAUGUUUUUAAACAUUUUGCUAAUUUUUAAGUUAAAAUUAAAUGAAUAAUGUAUAAUGUUUUUUGAUAGAUUAUGAAAAUGAUAAACAAGGACUUUAAGAUUUUGAUAUGGAGAAAUUUAAAAAUUAUGAUAAAUAUUUUGUUGUAAAUGAGAAAGAGGAUAGAGAAGAUAUUGAUGAUUCUAUGUUAUUACAUGUUAUUAAACAAUAAAAAAAUGAAAAUAAAUGGGCUUUUUUAAAAUUAGCUGCUAUGUAGAAUUAUGAUAAAUAGAGUUAAAAUGAUAAUGAUAAUUAAUGGAUAAGUUGUUCUAAUAAAUAAAAAUUUUUAGAAGAAGUUCACAAUAAAAUUAUUGAUAUUAUUAAAAAAUCAUUAUUUGCUCCAUUUUUAGAAGAAUUUGGUGAUAGAAUUAUACCAUUAUGUAUUAUUAAUCUUAAAGAUAAACUUACAUUUCCUAUUGAAUCUAAAAAUUAUAAUUUAUCAAUAUCAUUAUAUUUAGAAGGUGAAUAAUCUAAUUAUAAAAUUUCUGCUUAAAAUGAUAAGAAGAAAAAAGUUUCUUCUUAAUAAACUUUAGAUGAAUAAUCUAAUGAAUAGAUUUCAGUUAUUUUUCAGAAAUGUUCAAUUUUUAUUUCUUCUAAAAGUUUAAGUUCUUUACUUGAUUUUACAUAGAGUACAGAUAAGACAGCAUUAAGUUAAGGUCAACUCUAUGUAACUUAAGAUCAUAAACUUUUGGAAUGUAUAUUAAAGUCUAAACCAUUAGGAUAAGAAAAUACCAAACCUCCUGGAAUGAAAUUUUCUAUUUAAUUAAUAGGCAAAUUAAAAAUUAGAAUAGUAUCAGAUUAAAUAUCCAAUAUUAUUAAAACAGAAUUAAAAUUUUAAAUUAAAAAUUUUAAUUAUUCUACUGUAAAAAUAGAUGAUUUAUUUUAAAAUAAUGAAAAUAAAUCUGGAUAAACUUUAUAUUAAUAACAUUAUAAAUAUUUUUCUGCUUUUCGAUUAACAAUUGAAUAAUUUAAAAUUGUUCAUAAAUAUUUUUCACAAGAUUAUAAAAAUAAAAAUGAAGAACUGAGAAAUUAUGAGAAAGAAUAACAUUCAGAUGAUAAAAAAAUUAAUUCAUAAAGUAAAUUUCCAUUUUCUAAAUAAACAUCAUAAUAAUAAGCUUAACCUACUGAUUCUAAGAUUUAAUAGAAAGGUUUGAAAAAUUAAUAAUAAUAAUAGAAAUUUAGAGAUCCUAUGUUUCACAUCAAAGGAAUUAAAUAAACAAUAUUGAAAACCUAAAUUGUUGCUCUUAAAUUUUAAGCUAAUAUUGAAAAUCAUGCUUUAUUAACAGAUUCUAAAAUAUAUGUUUAAAUUCCAUUUUUAAAUUUGAGAAUAAAUGAUUCUUGUAUUAGUUUUAUAGAAUUUCUUUUAAUUUUGAAAAACAAUAUAAAUUUUACAUAAACUCCCUAAUAGAAACAUAAAAUAGGAAAAAAUAGUCUUUUAAAAUCUGAAUUAGAUACUUUAUUUCAAAAUCAUAAAGAUUAGAGUUCUGAUUGUAAACAUUGUAUAUUGAAAUAUAGAAAAACAGUAGAAUUAACAAAUAUUUUAUUUGGGGUAAUAUAAGAGAUUACAAAAAGUGCAGAUGUUCCUUGUUGGUUUCAUAUUUUACAUAAUGAAUGUUAAAAAUUAGGAAAUAAUUAAAAUUUAUAAAAUAAACCUAAAAAAGAUUAAGGAAUUAAAAUUACUUUUUAGAGUACAUAAAAAGUAGCUAAUCAUGGUUAAUAUAAAUCUAUUUUAGCAUUUCCAAUACUUGUUAUAACAAGGGAUAUUGGUUAUUUUAAAAAUAAUAUAAUGAUUCAUUGUUCUGCUUCAAAAUUCAAAGAAAAUGGUAUAAGUUUCAGUAGAUAAAGAUUAGAUUAAGAUAGUGAAAUUAAUUAAUUUGAAAAAUAAAAUUAAAAAGAAUUAUCAUUUUAAAAAGGAUAAUCUGCUUAAAAAAAAGAUCAAAAUUAAGUUAAUUCAUCUGAAUAAUCUAUUAAAGAGACUAAUUAUUUUUUAAUUUAACCAGCUUUUAAAGUAAAAGAGCCACUUUUAUUUUGGUAAAAAUUAGAUGAUAAAUUUAUAUUUUAUUGUAGAAGCAAUGAAAAAGAUAUGUUUAAAUUAGAUCAUUAGAGAGAUAAUGAAGAAAAAUAAUAUGAAGUUAAUAGUUUAAUAUUAGAUGAAGAUUAAAUCUAAUAAAUUGAUCCAAAUCUUUAUAUAUUACUAUAUUAUAAUAAACCACUUAGAACAGAAUUAGUUUAAAAUAAAGAAAAUUUCCAAAGAAAUGAAAAAAAUUCAAAAAAUUAAAAAAAAAAAAUAUUUUUUUCUUUAUAAAUGAUUAAAGCAAUAUUUCAAAAUUAACAUGCUUCAUGUAAUGUUUUAACUACACUCUAAAAUAUUAAUAAGAUUUAAUCAAUUAUAAAGAAAGUUUAAGAUGUUGUAAAUUUUAAUUAUAAAUCAAAUGAUGAUGUAGAAACAGUAUAAUAAUUAAUAGAUAGUCCAAUUAAAUUAUUAGAUGAAAUGAUUAUUUCGGCUAAUAUUUAAAAUAUAUAUUUAAAGUCAAACGAAUCUUUUUUUAAAUUAUCAUAGUUUAAAAUUAUAUUAAAUUUGGAAUAUUUGAAUUAAAUUUCAAACAAUGCAAAAUCAGGCUUUCAUAAAAAGAAUUCAUCAAGUAUAGGUAAUUAAGAAGUCUUUUCAAGAAUUAAAAGUAAUAUUACUUAAGUUUAACCUUAAGAUGAUCAAUUAAUAGUUUAAUGUCAUUCAAUUAUCUUUAAUUUUAAUUUAGUUUCAAUAAUAGACAUUAAAUUAAUACACGUUUAAAAGUUUUCAGAUGCAUUAUAAUUAUAAGUAGAAGAUAUUUUAAUUAGUAUUAUUAAUAAUUUAAAUAAAUAAAGAGAGAACUUAUUAACAAUGCCUAAAAAGGAAAAAUAAACAUUAACAAAAACACCCAAUUAACUAGAGACUAAAAUAGUUGAAAAACCAUUAGCAAUUUGCAUUAAAUUAGAAUUUUAGAAUCUAAAUCCUAAAAUUAAUAUUUCUGUAUAUUAAGGAUAAAUAUAAUUAUCUUAAUAAAGAGUUUAAGAUUUAUUAAUAGGAUUGAAUAGUUUUUAUCUUUUAAAUAUUGAAGAAGCUAUUUAUUUAAGGUAACAUCUUUUAAAAUACAUUUUUCUAUAAGAAUUAGAAAUAAUGGGCGCUGAUCAACCCAAAGUUAUUAAUUUAUUUAUAUAGGACAAGAUGUAAAAGUAAUAGAAGUUGAGUUUUUUAUUAGAAUUAAAAAUGGAAGAAUUUUAAGUUGUAUUAUAAGAGAAAGACAAAGAAUUUUUCUUUUUUGAAUUUCAUUAGAUUUAGAUGAAAAAAAAAUUAAAUUAAGAGUUAGAACUUAAGAUAAAUGGUUUAGAAUUGAAACCAUAACCUAUUACGGGUGCAAAUAUUUAUUAUCCAAAUCUAAUAAAAUAAAAUGGAAAUUAACCAAUGAAGAUUUUAUUAGAAAAUAAUAUUGUACAUUUAGAAAAUGUUUAAUUUUAUAUGAUAUCUAAAUUUUUAAAUGAACUUGAUGCAUUUAAAUCAGAAAUAGAAAAAAUAAUUUAAAAAAAUAAAGAUGAUUUAUCAGAAAGGUAUUAAAGUGAUUUUGAAUUUUAAAUGUAAUUAAAAUAGUAAGAGAAUUUUGAACUUAAUAAAGAGUAAUUUAAUUAUUAAGUUCUAAUUAAGAAUUCCUAAGUAAUUGUACCAUAAUCAUCUUCAGAAAAAAAUUAAGUUAAAAUUUUAUUUGAUAAUGCAGACGUUAAGGUGAAAAAAGAAAAGACAAUAUCAAGAAUACCAGAAAUAUAAGAUGAUAAAAUAGAAGUCUUGCAAUAAUAAAAAUUAUUAGUAGAUUAUGAAGAUAAAUAUACAAAGAUUUCAGAAAAAUAAUUAGAAUUUUAAGAAAUAUAUAUAACAGAAAUAAAAGCAAAUUUUAGAAUGGUAUAAGUUGAUUAUGAGAUGUAUUGUGAUUUUGAUGAUUAAAAUCCAAUUAAGGGAAACUUAUUAAAUGCAGGUAAUUUUUAAUAUUAAAUUUUUUAGAUAGUGUAGAAGUAGAAAUGAAUAUUCCAAGUUUUGAAUAAUUUUUAGGAAUUAGUGGAUGGAAAUAUAAAGAUGGUUGUAUUAUAAAACCUAAAAGCUUAAAAAUGAAAUUAGAUUUAGGAAAACUAAUGAAAGUUUAAAGCUAUAUUGAUGAAAAUUUAUCUGAAAAGUCAAAUCUUUUUGAAUUUCAUAAAUCUUCUCUUCAAAAAAUAAAUUUUGAUGUAUUUUGAUUUUAAUAAAAAUAGCUUGAUUUAAUUUCAACUGAAGCAUCUUUUACAAGAUAUGGUUAAGUAGAAUAAGAAAAAUUAGAGAAACAUAAAAAUGCUAAAUUGUAUGAAAACAGUAAACAUAGAUAGAGCAAAUAAUUUAAUAGUCAUAAUCAAGCAAAAUAAGUAAAGAAACAAUAUUAAGAAUCUUGA